UACUUGACUAAUUAUCCGUUUUACAAUUAACCUUAACAUUAUAUUGAUUAAUAAUGGAUUUCAAUCAUAUCUCAGAUUAUUAGGACACAACAUAAUCUUAAUUUUUUCUUCUCGUUUAUCCACUUGAAUGUCUUUUUUCCGAAUACCUGUAUUUCCCCUUUACCAACAGUUUCCACUUCUUGUUUCUCAUCGUCAUCAUCAGCAUCAUUUUCAAUCUAAUUAAGUUUUUACCAGGGUAAUUUUACCUUACCCAUUGAUCAGUUGAUUCCUUGGUCCGUGUUAACAUUUAAUUAAUCACCAUUAACCUUAUCAUUUACGAUAAAUAGUAUAUAUAUAAAUAGGAUUGUGUUUCCAAUUUGUGAUCUUUUCCAUUUGUUAACAAGUUGAAUUUUUAUUUCUCUCUUGGUUUUUUUUUCUUCCUUUUCUUUUUAUUAUAUCGAAUGUGAUUUUGUAAUUACAAAUUUUUUUUAGGUAAUUGAUAAGUUGAACAAUCAAAUUGGUGCCAUUAUUUUGUUAAUCAUAUAACCAUGUCUACGGAAAGAAGUGAACUCAAAGUAGCCCGUUGGUAUUUCGGUGGAAUCGCUUCAGCAAUGGCGGCCUCAUGUACUCAUCCACUUGAUCUAUUAAAGGUUCACCUUCAAACAAGUUUCACCGGAGGACAAGGAGGUCAAACUGUUACUACUGUCCAACCAACUCUAGUCACUACAACGGUUUCAAUUGUCCGUAAUCAAGGUGUUAUCGCUCUUUACAAUGGUCUCACUGCCUGCUUAUUGCGACAAUUAACUUACUCAACAACAAGAUUUGCUGUUUAUGAAGUAAUUAAACAAAAAUUGGUUACCAUUGACCCCAAUGACCCCAAGAGUAUACCCAACAUGCCAUUUUAUCAGAAAGUUUUAGCUGCCGCUUUUUCUGGUGCCGUUGGUGGUUUAGUUGGAACUCCGGCCGAUAUGGUUAACGUACGAAUGCAGAAUGACAUUAAAUUACCAUUGGAUAAGAGAAGAAAUUACGCUCAUGCUUUUGAUGGUCUACUUCAAGUAUACAAACACGAAGGUGUCUCUCGAUUGUUCAAUGGAGCGACUUCGGCCACUUCGAGAGCAGCUCUGAUCACAAUUGGACAAAUUUCGAUGUACGAUCAGUUCAAAUAUAUGAUGAUGAAAUAUGCACCUCAAGUAUUUGAAGACAAUUUAACUACUCAUUUUACCGCGAGUUUCCUUGCCGGGGCCUGUGCAACAACGAUGACCCAACCAUUAGACGUGAUCAAAACCCGAAUGAUGAACGCACCACCGGGCGUUUACCGAGGAAUAGGUCACUGUGCGUCUACAGUUAUCAGUGAACUUGGACCAUUAGGUUUCUUUAAAGGUUAUGUUCCCGCUUUCGUUAGACUUGGACCUCAAACUGUUUUAACGUUUAUAUUUUUUGAACAGUUACGAAUCAGAUUUGGUAAAUCUCGUUGAAAAUUCAAUCAAAUUGAAUCAAAUCUCAUUGAAUGAAAGUUCAAGGCGGGAGAAAAUCAACCGUUAAUCACUUAUUCAUUUAGUACAAGAAACUAUGUGAUUUGUUAUCAUUGUGUUUUCGUUUGUAAUUGUGAUUUAAAUUUGAUGUUUUUCAUCAUUCUUAUUAUUGACACUUGACCUUAGAUUUUUUUGCUCUCUCUCAAUUCUAUCAGCUGUUAUUUUUUCUCAUUCUUUUAAUCCUCAUACUCAUUAUUACUUAGCUCUCAAAUAUCCAUUCCUUUGCAAUAUAUGUAUUGUGUGUCAAACUUAAUCGAUAAAUUGUUCAAUGUAACUUGGAAAUUGAGAUAAUAUAUUAAAUCACUUGAAAAGUUUA
Molecule: messenger RNA, 1827 nt
Organism: Panonychus citri (citrus red mite)
Lineage: Eukaryota; Metazoa; Arthropoda; Arachnida; Trombidiformes; Tetranychidae
Gene: Dic1
Product: mitochondrial dicarboxylate carrier-like
Exons: 3
Coding region: 528-1454 (308 amino acids)
Biological process (GO): succinate transmembrane transport; phosphate ion transmembrane transport; malate transmembrane transport
Molecular function (GO): thiosulfate transmembrane transporter activity; antiporter activity; oxaloacetate transmembrane transporter activity
Source: RefSeq, a predicted model, not a curated record